AGAUCCCGAUGACGCACAUGACACCGGAAGCAUUGGCGCUUUAGCCGGAAACUUUAAAUAAGAGGUGCUCAAUGUGACAUUUUGGAGCGGUUACUUCUGUUAUAGAAGAAUAAGAAUGUUUCUCACUACUGUAAACUUUGCCAAGAGCAAAUCUAAGACUUUGCUGGUUCAGAUGGUGAGUGCGGCUGGCACAGGUUACUGUUUUAACACGAAGAGGGGCCGAUUGAGGGACAAACUGGUUUUGCGAAAGCAUGACCCCAUAGUGAACAAACAUGUUCUGUUCAUUGAGAAGAGGAAGAUACGAUCUCUUUAAAAAAUGGGAGAAACUCUUUUGACACAGACACUGAGAAGAUUGACUUUUUAAAGUCAUCGGCGUAAAACAACGACCACAGUGUGAUGAUCAACAUCCAGCAUAUGCAAGUGUCACUAAACAACUAUGAAGGAAGAAGAUUUACAUCAAAGUAAAGACCCUGCAUCACUGCAGCUGUGGAUGACUGGUCUAAUGAGACCAGAAAUGAGCUGUACAUCCUGUCAGGAUAAUGUGCUGUUAAAGCCAUUACAAUAAGUGUAUUAUGUUGGAUUUGUUUGGUUCUUUUGUUUUCUUUAUUGUACCAAGUCAGAAUUUUGACCUACUGCAAACAAUGAACCACCUACUCAAUGACAGAUUGCUUUAGGCUGAUGUGGAUUUGUUGGAAUAAUUAGCCUACAAAAUGUGUUUACCAGAAAAAAUGUUUGUAAUUAUAUAAAAAAAAUUGCAGUUCA
This is a messenger RNA of Cyprinus carpio (common carp), 762 nucleotides long. Its product is annotated as large ribosomal subunit protein bL33m-like. The record is from RefSeq and is a predicted model, not a curated record. Gene Ontology annotation, biological process: translation. Lineage: Eukaryota; Metazoa; Chordata; Actinopteri; Cypriniformes; Cyprinidae. Gene Ontology annotation, molecular function: structural constituent of ribosome. Gene Ontology annotation, cellular component: ribosome; mitochondrion.